Messenger RNA from Didymodactylos carnosus, 723 nucleotides. The record is from the annotation of a GenBank genome assembly. Lineage: Eukaryota; Metazoa; Rotifera; Eurotatoria; Philodinida; Philodinidae.
AUGGAUCUUGGUAAUCAUUCCUCAAAUUCCGACAAUUCAACAAGUGGCGCACCAACAUUAUUUGCACGAAUCGGUUUUGCAUCUGCUUGGGUUAUGAUAGCGGUAGCUGGGAUUGUGGGAAAUGGUUUAGUAAUAUUUGUGGCUAUAAGAUUUCAGAAGUUAAACAAUGUUACAAAUUGUUUUAUUGUCAAUCUUGCCGUUACCGACAUUGUCUUUUUGGCAUUUUGUAUGCCGUUACUCGUUAUUCAAUACACAUUAGAUCAAUGGUUUUUUAGUGAUAUUCUGUGUAAAUUACUCAAUUUUAUCUCAUUUGUUAGUGUACUUGUCACCGUUCUUACAUUAGUCGCAAUGACAAUUGAUCGAUAUAUAUAUGUUGUACGACCAUUCGAAAAAUUAACGUGGCGAAAACCGUCAAAUGUUUUUGGUCUCACUUUUUUUAUCUGGUUAAUUUCUUGUGUUUUUGCAUCACCAUUUUAUGAACAUUACGGUAUUAGUGAAAAACACGACGAUAAUUCAAAACAGUGCGUUCUAUUAAGUCCAGAAAAUUUACAGAAAAAAUUUCGUAUCUACAUUGUUACACUCUAUUAUUUUAUACCAUUGACAAUAAUUAUCGUCUGUUACGGAAAAUUAUUAUAUUUCGUAUCCAAAAAAGAAAAUAAACUAAAACCAAAAACGGUAAGCUUAGGAAAACAUAUAACAAUCUUCGCUUCACAAUAUUCAUAG